Messenger RNA from Cadophora gregata, 1773 nucleotides. RefSeq lists its product as uncharacterized. Bases 1 to 1773 code for a protein of 590 amino acids. The record is from RefSeq and is a predicted model, not a curated record. Lineage: Eukaryota; Fungi; Ascomycota; Leotiomycetes; Helotiales; Ploettnerulaceae. The transcript is spliced from 2 exons.
AUGCAUACAGAUGCCAUGUCUCGAGUGGAUGAGGCAGGCCACCCUCUUCUGUUAACUCCAAUUAUGACAACUGCCUCAACGCCUGCAACUCCUGGACCUUCGACCCCGACAAAUGUGCGAUCGAUACCUCUGGACCAACUGAAGGCUGAGGGGUUCGAAGAUGAUAUUGUGCCUCCAGCACGGCCGAAAAGCACACCUUUUCCCCACCAAGAACUGCUAGAAGGAAGCAUACAAUGUUCGCAGCGGCUUCUCGACAUUGACUUGCUGGAAGACAUGGCCGCACAAGAUGCCCAAGCACUCCCAGCAAACAAAUCCUCUCAACGAACCUCUUCGAAAUCCUCUCUCAUCGAUCUGCCGAUCGAGAUUCAUGAGUGUAUCUUGGACCACCUGUUUGGGGUGAGGGCUUCAGCAUCUUCCAGAACCGCGACUGCCGGCAAUACAAAGAUCCUACGAGGCUGGGGAACAGCAUUACGGCACUCGAGACGACGUGAAGUCUCGGAAUUGGCUUUGGUGAGCAAGCAGUGGAAAAUGCUCAUUCAGGAUCGUCUCUAUCGACAUUUGAAGAUCAAGGGAACAAGGGAAUCUGUGGAUCAAGCGAUGCUCUGGUUCUCCCGACACAGCCAUCUCUGUUCCUAUGUCAAGCAUAUCGAGUUCUGGUUCCCGGUAUUCCAACAGAAAAACCCUGCGUUCGACCGUACGCUUCGGAUUCCAUCUACGACCCCUGAUCGAUCCCUCGUGAUUAGAGCGCUUGGAAACCUAGCAGAUACCGGUACUACCAUCACUUAUCAAUCACCCUCAAAUAACUGCACGUUGGAAGAAGUGUUCAGAUUUGUGAGGAUGACAUUUGCAGAGGCCUGCAUUUUGACUUUGGAGGGCGGGGAAAGGAAGAAACCACCAAUGGUUCAGCAUUUUCAAGCCCCUGCAGCCAAUAUCCUGCCGGUCAUUGAUUCCAUCCGAACCUUGGUCUGUAAGGGACAGUGGAAUCUGAUUAGAUCAAAUGAUGACUUCCAACACAUCGCUUCUGCCUUGCCGAACCUCACUGAAUGGCAUGCAACUUACGCAAAACCAAAGUCGAAGAGCUAUAUCUCUAUGGCUACUAUUCUACCCAAGCUACCCCAAAGUCUUACACAUCUGAAUAUAUGUCUGGAGGCUGACUACCGUCGAGAGGCGGUGUCUCCUAUGUUCUUCAAGAAAGUUGCUAGCGUGACGCAUCUAUGUGCGGAGAUGGCGAAGGCGAUUCCAACAUUGGAGCAUUUAUCAUAUACGGGCAGAAUUUGCUGGUCGUUUUUUGACCAGGCCGCCAAAUUGUCAAAUUCUCGAACCUCCCGCCUGAAAAGUGUUGACAUCGUCGUUAAGAAUGUAUGCCGACCCCACGGAGUCUGGAAUGAUGGCUCAGGCGUCACGGAUGCAGCUUUUAUAAAUGCGUUUGAGCGUCUUGUAGUAUCUGGUGCCAAGGCUCUCGACAAAUUAGCUGCAUUGGAAUUCUUGAGGAUUCGCUUCCUAGAUUUGGAUUCUCAAGUUCCCGCCCUUAAUCCAUAUUUCCAGCUGCUGAACAAGCAAUGCACAGGGUUGUGGAGUGACACCAUCGUCGAAGCCCUUGCCCGAACACGCCCUACCGCUUCGUUCAUUGCGAAGCCUGACGAUCUCUGUGAUUUUGAAGUCAAGGAUGGGCAAUUGCGACCCCCGCCUUCAUUCUCCAAAACGAAGCCUUUGUCUAUCAAGGUCUCGAGUUACAUCACUCUCUCCCGCAAUGAUGGGAUCACCAUCCACUGA